GUUGUCUUAAAUCUAUGUCUUUGCAGUCAUUUUAUGCAGGUGAUUUUAAAAAGUAGAUUUUUGACCUGAUAGAAAUGGAAAUGUUUCUUGGAAAUGAGAAGGAAAUUUCUAUGAGGAAUAUAUGAGAUUAUUAUCUUUAAAAUCUAACAGGCAAAAUUUGUGGAAACCUCUUGAAAAAUAAGCUACAUCUUCAUGUCACAUCCCAAGGAAAAUCUUGAUCUGCUCACUCAAUGAUGCCUAAAUAAUUUUCAUAAUCAAAUCCUGCAGCCAGUAUUCUCCAUGUGAGGAGAAAACCUGCAAGCUUGGUCUGUUAAAGUUGUCAGGCUUUGCCUUCUGCUGAGGAGUGAGCUCUGGAAUCAAGGAGUUUUCAUAGAAAACACCUGAUAAUUUAUGCUUUUUUCUUCAAAGAUUAUUAAGUAGAAUGUUAGCUGGAUGUUUGCUGGUAAACAAAUGGUGCCCUUUGGAGAGCUUUAAACAGUAAGUGCCAUCUGAGAAACAAUAUAUAGCUAGAGGCCAAUCUACAGGCAAGCUGUAUUAUUUUCUCAGCAUAUAGCAAAGUUAAACAAGCAGCUGUUUUCUGCACUGCCUUCAGCUUUUAGCUGGCCUUGUGUGGUCUGGCUGGAUUAUGUUACAGUAAUCUGGUCCUGAUGUGACAGUCUUUGGUAAACAUAGCAAUGAGCAUAACUGGAACUGUCUUUUCUUACAUAUUUCUUUAUAGGAAGAGAAGAGCCAAAAGAGUAGUGCUUGCUUAUGACUCUCCAUUUGAAUAGGAGUUUCUCAAGAAUUAAGGAGACCCUGAGGUGUAAUCUUGUAUGAAAAGAAAUGCAGUUUAUUUUCUUCCCCAGAGCAGUUGUGCCUGCUUUCAUCACUUGAUUGAAACUUAGACUUUUUCUGGGGAUUUCUCUUUAAAAUUUACUUGUGAGUUUUUGUAAAAGAUCAACCAUGUAUUUACUCCAAGAAGGGGAAAAGCUUCCUUCUGUCCUGUUAAAAAUCUGUUUCACCAGCUCAGUAACAGGGCCAAUAUUCUCUGUGUUGAUCUCACCUGGCCACUGUUCCUAUUAAGUUUGCCUUCACAGAAGCCAUGGCACUGUGUUGUGAUUGCUCUACCUCAGAGCAAGGCUCCAUGCUCUUAUUACUAUAGUUUUGUUAGUACUGGCAAGACAAAGUAUUGAAGUAAUCCCCUGUUGUUCUGAUUGAUUUCCACAGUUUUCUGGCAUUAGCUGAGUUUUGCCUCAGCAGCCAUAGCCAUCUGCAUCUGGUCCAGCUUCUGGCUGCAUUCGUGCAGGGGGUCAGUAGCUCCAGUGGAAGAUGGAUGUCUGAUUCAUGUGGUUCAAGACUGAGGAAAUGAUUGCAGUCCUCAGUUCUUCCCCAAGUCAGUCUGAUAGAACAAAGGAUUAUAUGAUGUCAGUGUAAUUAAAUUGUGCCUGACCAAAAUUCCUUUCAAACAUGCCAGUUAUGUCUUUUUAUUGAACUGAAGAGUGGCCAAAAAAUCUUUGCACUGUCCUCAUGGGGAUGAGGGCUGCAAUUUUCUGUAGCUAGCUUGUGGGAAUUUCCAAGAGCAAAUACAUUGACCCUCUGCUGGAAACUGUUUAUAUAUCAACAGUUUUUUCUUUUAUGGUUUCCACUAUUUAAUAUUUAUUUUAAAGCGUUGGUGUGCUGUAUGGAUGCAGGGCAAUUCAGCUUCUUCUGAAUCAGUGAUUGCAAAUGCUCCCAUUUGGGUAUUCUUCCUUACGUUUGUCAGAUCUCCAUAAGACAUGACUGGUUUGGUUUGUAUUAUGAAUGUAUGUUUUGUGCAUUUUUGGUGACAUAUUAUGGAAUUUUGCUUUUUUCACCCCUUAAACUACAGAUGGUAACCUCUCCCUGCCUCAGAUUUUCUGGUGAAAGAGUGCUCUAAUAAAUUAUGUUUUAGGAGGUAGGGUGUGAAGAAUUGUGAACACUUAAAACGUGGUCAGGAAUCACAAAAAAAGAGCUGGAGGACAAAAAUGUUUAAUAUGCCAGUUUAUACUACAGCCAGUUGCUGUGAGAUUUAGCCAAGUAUUUCAAGUUUUGAGUUAUGACAAGAUUCUACUGUGCUGAUGACCUGCCUAAUAAUGUUUUUUAUGCACUGCUUGAUUAUAGAUUAUAGAGAUGAAACUUGAUGCUGAAAAUGGGAGAUACUGAGCUAGCCUUACUACUGUGAGAUACCAUUCCUUUAGACCAAGGCAGAAUAGAGUGCUGGCUGGACUUCAGGUAUAGACCCAGGUAUCUCAGACAUUUUAUGAAAGAGCAAUUCCAGCUAUUUCCUAUCCUUUAACUACUAGUUUCUACAUUACUAAGUGAGGACUAACAGUUUUCUAUUUGUAGUCACUUAAAAUGAAUUUGUGAACUUCCUUAAUGAAACAUGAAGCUAUUUCAUAAAAAAAAUCAAAUCAAAUUAUAAUAUUGUAGCUGUUGGAAGUAUAAUCCCAACAGUUAGGGAUUUACAAUUUGUCUAAACCAUAGCAUUUUGCUUAGUAGAUCUUGUCAGCUAGGAAUGCUGCUUAAAUUUUUUUAUUAUUUUUGAGGCAAGUCCUGCAUAACAGCUUUAUAUAAAACAUAUGAUGUAGUAACUCCAUAACCUUAUCCUAACCCCUAUACAUCUGUAAAGGUACUGCCUGUAAAGGAGGCAUAGUUUGUGUCCAAAUACUCUGUGUAUACCUAGUAUAUCUACCUCCCUCCUCAAAUACUUGCAAAUGGGAAACAAUAGACAAAAGGAAAUAGUUGGUGAACACAGUGAUAAAAUGACAUUUCUUAACAUUCUUAACUUUUCUAGAAGAGAGUAUUUUACCACUGGGUACUUUUACUAUAGUAUAAACAACUUCGCCCUCCACUAAGAAAUCUGAACAUGGUACAGAUGUGGCCACGAAAAAAAAGCAUACCCAAAGAUAAAAAAAACACCAAAAAUACCUUUCUCCCAGCAAUGUUUGUAAUUCUCAUGAGACAUUUCCUGAUUAAUACUUUCCAUUUUAUUAAUUUAUUCCUCUGUGUAUAUUUGUUUAUGAAGAAAGGCAGUAUGUAUUUAACCACAGAUCACAUGCUGUAUCAAAUAUCUGAUGUUUAUAGUCAUAAAUAAAAAUGCAUGACUGUUUUAGUACUUGUGUGUACUAUCAGUCAACAUCACUUAGUGAAUUGAAAUCAUUAUUUUUUUAGCAUAUGAGUCAAUGUAAAUGCAUUUGAUGAGAAGGCACAUAAAAAUAUGGUAUAAUUGAGAAGCAGCAUAUGAUGGAUGUCAGGAAAAGAAUUAGAAUAAUAAUAGCUUGAAUUUUUGUUACCUUCACAAAAUAAGUUGGUUGUGUAACUUUCUGCAUUCCUUGGGUGGUAUAUUUAAAUUAAGCAAUUGAAGAAAGAAAAGGAAAUUCUGAAAGUGAAGUAAAUGCCACACUGGUGCUGUAUUUGAAUACUUUACAGGUUUCUUAAAGGAAAUUAUAUUUGUGAUCAGGAUGAGUGAGCUUUUUUGAUUAAAAAGAAGAAACUUAAUGUUCUAUACAUUUUCCAAACUAUUCAAAAUUCACUUAAAAUGAUGGAAUAACUCCCUUGUCUUUACCACCUCCACCUUUUGGACAGAGACCAAAUCUGCAUUUGACUCCUUUAAGAGAAAAACAGGUAAACACCCUUUCCCCCUGUCUGUUGCUUCAGUCUUCCUUACUUUUUAGUAUUUUUAUUCCAUUCUCCAUAAGAAGCUCCAGACCCAUGCCAGCUUCUUUACAGAUUUUAUUUUAUUUCUAAUUAUUUAUUUUCCCAUAUUCUCAUUUCUUUUCUUGUUGGUGCUUCAGAAAAAUGUGUUGUUGCUGAAGUUUGGUAUUCUGAAGCAUGAAAAUACAGCCUGUUGUGUAAAAACAGCAGAAAAGUGACAUUUCUAUGGGAAAAAUAGUCUGUUGAAGUCAGUCCUUGGUAAACAAUUGAAGGAAUGUGUUUUCCCUGCCAUUAAAAUGAUUUCUAUCACAAAAAAAGUAAUCCUUGAGCUAUCUGAAUUUGCUUAUUUCCUCUCAUGAACCAAAUGUAUACUUCUAUAUUUCAAGUCUAUUACAGUCUAUACUUGCUGUAUUGAUUUGUGUGUUUCUAGCAAACAAGAUCAAUGAUUUUGAUAUAGCAGAGACACCAUGUUAUAGUCUACACAAUCUUAUUUUAAAUCUCAAACAAUUAAGUGAAACUCAGUUUAAAAGCACAUUUUUCAAUUAGAUUUCUAAUGCUUUCACAUAAGAAAAGAAUGUCAAGAGGUUUCAGGUGAAGGCAGGUAUUAUAAAAAGUGCCAGUCAGCUGGCAAAUGAUUAUAAUUAAACAUUAGAUCACUAUCCAAAAAUAAAAUCAGAGCAGAAUUGACAGUUUUCAAUUAUCUUGUUAUAGGACUAAGCCAGCUUUUGCUCACAAGGGAUUAAUUAUCACUGUACAUUUCCAUAUGAGCCUGUACUCAAAUCACCAUUGUAGCUGUCACUUCAGCUUUGGUUUUAAGUCUUUUUUUAAUAGGUGACUGUACAGUCAUGAAGUGCUGAAAGUUUGUGAAACAUAUUGGACUGUUGCCCUGUACUGUGUUUGUGCUUUGUAAACAAACAUCUUGCCUGGCUGCUGGCCUGGGUGUUGAGGUUGUGUACCUGACUGUAAAUUAGCAGAACGGUAUAUUUGUAUGUGAAUUCUUAUUACACUAUGACUUUUUGAAUCAUAGAUUUACUAAGGCCAGGCUGAUGUGAGGGAAGGUGUUAACUGGUGAAUUUUAUGUGCCUGGACCCCAGGUACCUAUGCCAGAAAUGGAAAUGAAUAGAAGAGUGUUGGUGCUACACUAAACUGAGCUAGCUGUGAAACACUGCUGGUAGAGAAACCUAUUUCUCCAAAGGGUAGUGUGAGAGAGAGUGUGUGUAUAUGUGUGUGUGUGUGUGUUCUCCUAGUGUCUAGUGUCAGCCAGUGGAAAUGUCUCAUCCUCCACUUGCAGGGCUGCAAAAGCCUAGAGAGAGUAAAGGGGGAGAUGGGACACAGCCAGGACUGGGCUAGAGGACUGAGCUGGAGGCAUUCACCUCUUCUGAUCAUAAAGCUGUAGGGGCAAACUGUAUGAGUCCAUGACUGCAUAGGAUAACUGUUGAUUUCCCAUUUUUGCCUCCAUUAAUCACAUAGUUGCUUCUUCCUUGCCAGCAUUAGCACUCAACUGACCAGAAAGAGAAGGGAUGAGUCAGCAUCUAAACCAGUUAAAGCCAAUCCCAGAGAAAGUGAGAUGGAAAAGUAGGUUAUAGAAUUUAGAUGUCUUCAGGUCUGUGAAAGUAAUAAAUAAAAUAGUAGGCUUGAAGGUGGCAUCACAAUUAUGAGUCCAGGCAUAGCUGGACUUGGUGGUUCAGAAUUCCUGUUGUGCUUGUUUUUAGCAUCUUAGUUUUUCAGUGCUUUCUGCUAUAAUUAAUUUGUGAGUGACCUUUCAGUAAAUUAAUUGAUCUCACACAUUUUCCUUUGAUAUAAUGAAGCAUUCCUUUUGAUUUUAAAAUAAAUUCGUCAGGAAUCCUGUAUUAUGAAAAGCAAAAUAUUUCAGGAUCUGAUUCUAAGUGUAUAUUGGUAAAAGUCUUACUGACCACACUGAUAUUUCUGAAUGAAGUAUAGUGGCCCAGUUGUUGAGAAUUCAUUCUUAGUACUUCAGGUUCCUUUAAAUGAAGCAUACUUACCAGCAAUUCUGAAGUGGUAUGAAAAAGCUGAUACUUGCUGUAGAGUAACUAGUAUUUGAAUUGCUCUUUGGCUGGAGAAAGUCAAGGGAAUUAUUUGAAAAUGAGGGAAAAAAUGUUAUGCUUUCUUGUGCUUUAUUGCAUGGAAUAUUCAUGGAGCAAUUGAUGGUAAGACAGAUGAAGUAGAAGGUUGUUUAAGCAAGACUUUUUGGUCCUAUCCAGAAUGUGCUUUAGAGAGUACUUGAACUGGAGAUACUUCCACUUAUAACAAGAAAUUUAAUUUAGAUUUAGACAUACUAAAAUUAGUAGUAAAUAUUAUUUAGGCCAGUUUUUCUCAUCAGGUGUCAAGAAUAGUAGGUGAGUUUCUUUUUCUCUUCCCCAUCCUCCUUUUUGUCAGUAACCAAAAAUUGUAAGGGAAAAAAGUCUUUUAAGCAAAGUAAUGUGUGGUAACGAUUUUAAACAAUACAUGUGGAGACCCUGUGGUUUGUGUGUUUGCCUAGGGCCUUUGUUGUUAGAGCACCAUCAUAUGCCAGCUUUAGUAAUGAGUGCUAGCCAACAUCUAUGUUGAUAGUUUGUUCUGAUUUUUUUUUUUUUUCAGAUUUUAUUUCAGUAUGAUGUAGGUAAAAGAAAAUCAAAAUGCUGGCUACCUUCCUGCUUGAGCAGAGCAGUUUGUCAGCUGAACACAUCUGGCCUUUGACAGGCAUGCUUGUAUUUGAUUACCUACUGAAGAUGUAGUGCAGGCACACACAAGUUGGGUAAACAUGCUGAGGGGGCAGUUUCCUUACCUCCCAUGAAGAAUAUUCAUCUUAACUUGUUUUAUGUAGAAUUAAACUCAUGCAGUUUCUGUUAGAAGGAACUUUUAAGUCAUUAAUUAUUUAUGUGAAUUUACAUGCUAUACUUUUGUCAAAAAAUUAUUUUAUGAUUUAAAAUGUUGUGUUAAUGAAUAUGCACAGCAAAGCAGUGUUUUUUAAGAUGCUGGAUCUUAAAUAAGAGGCUUAUUCUUUUGUGUGUGUUUUACCUGCAGAUGAUGCAGUUACUCUGUGUAAGUCUACUCAGAGAGGAGAGCUAGAGAGCAUGAAGUGUUUAGGGAAAGAUUCAUUGACCUUCACCCCCAGACUGCUUACAUGAGCAAUGCCUACAAUGGGUCACUAGAAAGUCUUUGCUUAACCAAUACACUUCAGCAAAAUAUGUCUGCAAUUUUUUCUUUAACAUUUGCCAUUAUGGCAGUCAUGAGAAGCUUAUAUUGCAGCAUCAGCUGUUUCUCUAGUCUUCUUUUAGUUGCCAUGAUUUGGGUUGCUUUUUCUUUUUAAAGGCAGGAAGAUGCAUAACUAAAACAUAAUGAUUUAUCUGCUGAAUAUUUUAAAUGUAGCAAAGAAAUUGAAAUAAGAUUUGACAAUUUGACUUAUGAUGUAUUGUAGAGAGAAAGGAAAAAUGUUUUAAGGGAACUGAACUUCUCAGAGACAUUCAGAGAGCUCUGCAAAUCAAUGCUGAGAGUGACGGACUCAUAUAUCAACCAUGACUCUGCACCAGCCAGAAAGUAAUGAGAACUUCAGUAAUUUGGCUCUGCUAUGGUUGAAUGCUGCUUCUGGGUGAAAUUUCAUGAGCAUAUUAGAAAUGAGACCAGGUCAUUUCUGUCUUAGCAGACAGAGGUAAUUUUAAAAAUAGUGGUACUUGCGCUGGAAAUAAAACUUGGGUGAACAGCAAACUAUAGCUGCCGAAGUAUAUGAGAGUAAGUGUAUGUAUUACACUUCAGCCAUUUAUUUCCCCCCUUUCUGUAGUGUUUUUAAACUGUUGUUUCCUUAUCAGGUAGAUUUGAGGGAAGAUCUGUAACUAAAGAGGUUAAGAAACAUAUUCAUGUUUCUUAAGUUAUGAGAAACCGUUGCAGUUUAUAAAAAAGGAUAUUGGGAUAACUCACUCUGUGGGAAAUCUUAGAAAAGAAGAAAGCAAAUAAAAAAGAAAACCAUCCCCUUAGUAUGUUUAUUUUUUCUGGUACUACUCUUUUCGUACCUCCCUUACCUUAAAAAAAAAUGGUGUGUUUACGUGCUCUUCUUUUAGCUGGAAUGGGAAAUUUUGCUGUAGCCUGAGAUAUUGUAAAGUAAAGAAGGGCUGUUCUUUUGAUACCAAAAGGGCAAACGUUUUGUAUUUGGACUGGGAAGCAUUUUUUUUUAAAGUAGUUUUAGAUUUUCUUUGCUCUAAGAAAUCUUCUAGUGUAGUAUUACAUUACCACCAUAUUCUGGUAAGGUUAGAAAGACUUUCAAGCAAGUAUUUUAAUUGUUUACCAAAAUAGAUCAGAAUCAAAUGAAAUUUGUGUGGUGAUGACAGUUCAUCAGGGAGAAGGAGGUUUGACUAGUGUUGAUACACAGUGUUUAACUCAUAAUUCCCUAGCUUUUUGUUGCUUUUCAAAUCACGUUAUUGUAUACAGAAGUCAGAGAUUUUUUUCCAAAGACAAACUCUAUUUUUGAAGACUGUCAGAAUUUUCCAUUGGGAUGGAAAAUGACUUGGAUGAAUAAUAGGGGGUGUGUUGUUUUCCCCCUCUGCCCCAUGUUUAAAGCAUCUUUCUCUGGCUGCCAAACUGUAUCUUGUUCUGUUAGGUUGCAGUUACUGCUGUCAGAUAUUCAGAUGGCUGUAAGAAGUCACAGAGUGGGUUUUUUCCACUUUUUCCUGGACUAAAAAAGUAUUAUGGCUUUUUUCCUUACUUCUAUAUUUGUAUUUAUUUGAAGUUCUACUAGAGUAAUCCAUGUCUGUCCCUUCCAUGGCUUGCUACUGCAGUCUGGGAUCAUCUCAAGCACAGUGGGAAUCUGAAUUUUGUCCCUCAAAUUUAGAAACAGUCACAUUUCUGAAUUUAAAAAAUCCCGAUCAAACAACUUUUUUCAAUUCAAUUUAAAAGUAGCUUACAUUUUUCUAUAAAACAGCACCUUACAAUUAUUUUUUAAAAAUUAUCUCAGCAUUUAAAGUUUGUAUUUUCAACUGUUAUUCAUGUAUUUGUUGUUUUUCCCAUGAUAACAUUAAUUUUAAAAUAUGCAAUGAUUUAAAAAAAGUUUCUAUACAGCAGGAACAGAUGGCACUUCAGUAUUGAAAUGGCCUUUGGACUGAAAAAUAAAUUUUUAUUCAAGAACUUUGACUUAGCUUUGAAAAUAGUUCAUGUGAGAGAGUCUGUUACAGCAGUUUGCACUGGUCCAUGAAAAGAUCUGAUUUAUGGCAGUAUUCCUCAACUAAAAAUGUGUAGCAGGGUGAAAUCACAUUUCUUGAUGUGAAUCACAAUUCUUAUCUUCCUUGCUGCCUCUCUGUGUGAUACACAUGGUAAAUAUGGGCAGGAUCUAGCCUGAACACCUCCCAGUACCAGGAGGGUAAGAAGGGGAAUCCUUGAGCAUUGAGCUCAAGAGUGACUGAAAUUCCGUUGUUUCCAGGAGCAUCACAGCCUCUUGUCUAACUGAUAAGCUCUUCCAGUAAAAGAAUUGCAGAAUAGCAAUUGUCAUUCCUGGAAAAUGCCUGAUUAGAUGCUCUCUCCCAUAGAGUGGAACAAAUCAGUGAUGGGGAAGGAGGAGAUGUUUUGCCUUUGUUGUUCAGUCAAGUUGAUUUUCAGUGUGCAGGUGGCAUCUUCACGCUAGAGUGAUAGACAUAUUAGAAAAAUACACCAGUGGGACUUUGCCCCAUUUUAGUCAAAAUGCAGAGGUAAUUAAUGGUGUAAGGAGAAAAUGCCACUCUGUUGGACAACUGUUCAGCACAUUAGAUUAAAACAUGAGUCACUUCUUUGGACAGGAACAGCCAUUGCAGAGGAAGCUGUUGGGCUUUGACAGCCUGGAUGAAGAGGGUUGUUAAAAUUCCUGAACAAGAAUUUGAAAUGAGGAAUAUUGAAUAUAUUACCAAGAUUCUUCUUUCCAGGAAGUGGUACUUUACAUUCCAUCUUAAAAUUAAUUUUAAAGUUAAGAAAUCUUAGGUACAAGAAAUGUAUUUUAUCUUUUGCUUUUCAGAAUCAAUCCUCUUAAAUUCGUUAGUUUUCCAUAUGUUGUCUCUAGGGCAUCAUUUUGUGAUAAGUGUAUGUUCUAUUUAUAAUAUUUGUUAGUUGUUCUUGAGGGGCACAUGGGCUUGUUAGUGCCCAAAACUGUAAAUGCAGUUACCUGAAUAGUGGGGCUUGUCUGGAGAGGGUUGGGUUUCAUGAAUCAGGGUUUUCUGCCUUGUGGGGUUUUUUUCUUUCUAAUUAGACAUGGCUCUACAGGUUUUUUUCAUCUGAGGAGUAUAUUAAGAGAUAUUUAUACCAGGCCUUCUAACUUUCGACAAUAAUCAGAAUCAUCAAGGUUGGAAGAGACUUCUAAGCAUUAAGUCAAAUUUUUCACAGAAGGAGAUCAUGUUGGUCAAACAGGGCCUUCCAUUUGUAAAUCCAUAUUUGCUGGGCUUGAUCCCCUGGUUGUCCUGCAUGUGUAAUGGCACUCAGAAUGAUUUCUUCCAUAAGCUUCCCUGAGGUUAGGCUGAUGGGCCUGUAAUGCCCUGGAUCAUCCUUCUGACCCUAACAAAGCUUCAUUAAUAAUUUGCUUGACCCUACUAUUACUCUGAUACUCCUAUUACCAACAGAAAUUGCGUGGAUAAGUUAAAAACUGGUGAGGGCUUUCAUCCAUCCUGGUAUCAAGCUUAUUUUUAAUCAGUAAGUUCCCAGUCUUGAAAAUUAAUUUAAAGGGUCAUAUUGCAUGCCUCUUCACUGCUGUCUGUGGAAGAAGCUGUACAAUCCAAAUCUUGCUCAUUGCACAUGGAAGCCUGUGUUGGUGCUGCUGGUGGUGCUGGACUGCAGAUUUUCUGAGCGUUUGGGUGGCCUCCAGAAAGGGAGGAGAUGGCCAGCACAGAGGAGCACUCCUCAUCCUCGAUACUGUUAGUACACUUCCCAGUGGUUAAUUUAUCAUGAGCCAGUGCCUUGCUGACCUCUGCAGAGAGCUAAUGUAAUGUGCUUUUUAGGUUUUCAUGAGAGAUGGAUGCCACUUCGCACAAUCCAGUUCAGUCACCUGUGAUGAAACUUAAGUGUGUCAAGCCAAAACUAAAUGUGAAUGAGGCUGUGCUAAGGUGCAUGUGGGAAAGAGUCGACCUAUUCCCAUUUGUUUUCUUCUAACAAACUCUGGUAGGGUCUGAAAGAUUGCUACUUGUCAGGAAUCUAUCUUCUGUUUCAUCAUUGUGCAGUGGCUUGAUUUCCAGUCCCUCAUGUUUUGUGACAGCCUUUUAAGAAACUAAUGCUGCUGCUGUGACUGUUCAGAAAGGAAAAGGGAAAAGGAUUUUAUCUAGAAUUGUAUUACAAAUCUGCUUUCAUGUAAGGACCCCAUUACAUUGUUUACAGCUUUUUUAUUCCACCAUGUGCUUUGCUUUUUUUAAUCAGACUGUACCUAAUUCAAUUUUGAGGGUUUGUUUAUUUUAUUCAGCCUCUACUGCAGAAGAUGACUAAUGAACGAUAUUUUUUUUCUUUUAACCUACUGUGUAUGCAGUGCUGCAUGCCACUGCAGUUUGUCUGUUCUUUUGUAUCCACUGGAUGUCUGCUUUUUAUUUUUGUUUUAUUUUGGUUUUAUUUUCGGUUUUAUUUUCCUCCCAGUAUAAACCUAUUUGGCUUGCUGAUACCUCCCAGGAAUAUUUAGCCUCUCAGAAAGUUUGUGCAUAAAAUACCAAUGCAGAUGUUUGUGUAUGUUUUAAAUUAGAUGUCUAGAGUAUUUAGUAUUCAGAUACAGUGGUUUGUUUUGGGCACAUGAAAUUUAAUUAUAAGGCAGAUUGUACUUGUCUUCAAAAAUAGGGUACAAGACAAAAAAUGUAAUCCAUUUCUUCUUCAAUAACUGUUGCAGUAAAAAUUCAAAUUCAUGGAAUAUUUGUCAUACAAACAACUGGUCUUGAAGUUAUAUUUCAUAAAUAAGGACAAGAAUUUAAUUCCAAACAGCCUCCUGGCAAAUGCAACAAAAGGCAAAAUGAUCUUGCUCUGUAACGGGGAGUCUGUUGCCCUCCGAGACAAGCUUGAGAAGAGAUAACGUGCAUAUGGGACAGAUAUGGAGGUCACGUGACCUGUAACUGUUUCACCAUCAGUAAUGGAGAGAUGCAGGAUGUUGGUGUUGGCCUGUAUCCCAGCAUGUCUUUACUGAACCACAGCUGUGACCCAAACUGCGUGAUCGUUUUUGAAGGGUACCAGCUUUUACUUCGCUCUGUCCGAGAGAUCCAGAUUGGUGAAGAGCUCACCAUCAGCUAUGUUGAAUCACUGAUGCCUACCAGGGAACGCCAGAAGCAGCUGAUGCGCCAGUAUUGCUUCGAAUGUGAUUGUCCGCUCUGCCAGAAUCAAGAGAAGGAUGCUGAGAAAUUGGCUGGUGAAGAGCAUGCCUGGAAAGAAGUCAAAGAUGCUGUAAAUGAAGUGAGAUAUCCAAAAUCAAAAGAAGAGUGGAAUCUUGUUCUGGAAAGAUGCCAGAAUCUCUUGAGGAGGCACAAGGGUCAUCUACCAGAUACAAAUAUCUAUCAGCUGAAAAUGCUUGACUGUGCCAUGGAUGCCUGUAUUAACCUUGAAUCCUGGGAAGAAGCAUUGUAUUAUGGCUGCAGGACUCUGGAACCAUACAGACUGUAUUAUCCUGGCUUCCAUCCACUGAGGGCUGUCCAGCUGAUGCGAGUGGGCAAACUGCAGUACAGUCAAGGCAUGGUUCCUCAGGCACUGGAAACCUUGAAACAGGCCUAUAAUAUUAUGAAGGUGACCCAUGGGACAGAUCACAGCCUGAUGAAAGUCUUGAUGGAGAUAAAGGAAGAGUGUGAGGCCAUGAUGAGUAUACAGUGAAGAUAAUCUCUAGUCUGGAAAACAAAGUAUUCAAGGACAAAGAUGAUGUUUUUUAUUUUAUUGUGAAGCUUCUCAGUGGUUUUAGUGUCUUUUCUUUAGGUCCUAUUUGCUUUACAAAAAGGUUCCAAUUGGUUUUGCUGUAUGGUCUGAAUUGAGUUGGUGUUUGGCAGAAUUCCUGUAAUUUUCAGAGGAUUUUUUUUGUCAUCAAUCAUCAGUCUUAUUGACAAUAACUAACAACUCCUAAUCAUUUGAUUGUAAGUAUUGGGAAAUGCAUACAGAGUCUUCAUCAGUUACAAAGUUAUCUAAUUCUGCCGAUAUCAGCGAUUUUUUAUAUCAGUUUAUGCCGGCAAUUAGGAAUCUCUUGUCAGACACAUUAUAAAUUAAGAUAAUAUACUUUUGUCCCUUUGCCUUGCCCUUUGGUAUGGUUUCCAAAAGCCUGACCAGUGCUCUUUGACAUCAAAUAAAUUUCCUAAUGUUUUAUAUGGGAUUUUCUGCCCUGCCAAUAGAUCUGUAGGGCUUUGUCUGUCUUCUUCUUCCAUUUCAUACCUUAUAAUAUUGAAUACUAAAAUGGAUUAAAUAAAAAAUUUUAUCAUAGGUGGAAAUUGCUUACUCUGCUUUUUCCCCUUUUUGCCAUCUUCAAGAGUUUCUCACUUCAUAACAGUUUUAAAAACAGAUAUUUGGACCUGGGAGAUCAGUGCUGUGGCUUCUAGAUCUUUCUGAGUCUGUGGGGUUUGAAUGUCACAUCCCCAAAUAGAGAAGCCCAGAGACAUGCAGAUGAACAUUGUCAUCCCUUGGGAAGACAAGAAUGUCUUGGAAAGCACAGGCACACUAUUUCCCCCUGCUCAUCAGCAAGAGACUUGUUCUUGCCAGAGCUGUUUACUUCCAUUUUUAACACAUAAACAAAUAUUAACAAAAGCCAGUAUUUAUGAGGGACACUGAAACUGAAAUAAUUUAAGGCCUUUGAAAGUAUUGCUUCAGGUGUGUCACUCCUCUAACAAUUUAUUGCUGCUACUCCAGCCAUGACUGUUACUUCAUUAAUCCAUCAUUGUUGUAAAGUCAGGCUUUUUUCACACCAGUAACCUGACACCAUUAAUUAUUACAAGAUGAGAACACAUUUCAAAAGAAAAUGAACACUCUGGGCGUAAUUUACAGCCAUGGCACACGAAUGCCAGGGCUGAGGAAGAUAUCUCCUUUCAAGACGUUUGAAUUUGUUCCAGCGUUUGGAGCGUUCACUUGCCCGGCAGUAAUGUGCAGGCAAUAACCUCUGAAAUGCACUGCAUUUCUGGAGUACAUAGCGUGGCUUGCUGCCAGAGGCCAGGUCGUAUCAGCCACCCAAGAAGUGCAGUAAUCCUCACAGAAAUUCACUGCUUGGUUGGGUCUUCCUGCUAUUAUAAAAAGGAAAUUGUCUGGGGGAAAAGGUCAGACCUUUGCACUUAUUGGGAGUUCUGACAAAGUAGUGAUAGACAACCAGUCUUCAAAGCCUAUUUUCUGGUUUUAAAUGGGCACAUGCAUAUUGGACUUUACAUGAUUUUUGUGUAAAGAUCAUGCUUACGUUAGCUCGUGUUUACAUAUCUGGUACUAAGAUUUGCACAUGGAGGGGACUUCAGAAUCUAAGGUCAGAUGAUGCAUUAGUUUGUGCUGCAAAUCCUGGGAGACAGCCCAGAAGCCCUCAGGCAUGCAGACACAUCUGCAGGUAUGAACUGCAGCACUGUUUGCUGGGGCUUCUGCUACAAGGACACCUCAACAGUCCAAGGUAGGAGCUGGGGGAUAGGCAGAGUCGCCUGCUGUCAUAUGAGAGCCUCUACUUUACAGCAAGUUGAAACACUUACCUGUGCUGGGGCCUUCUUUCCAGCUGUGGUCUUCUCUGGGAAGACACUUGGAGAAAAGGUACAAAGGAAACAGUUCAAUGACAGUCUGAUGGGAAACAGAGAAGGAGUGUGCUGUUGGCUGUGGUGUCGCAGCAGCAGCUAUGCUGCCAUGAGGGCAGAGCUGUUGGAAAUCCAUCCACAGCCCUAAUGCUCAAUGCAAGAAACUGAAUGGGCUCCAGGAUCCUCAGUAUGGGGCCACAACCCAUGCUUUACAUUAAUUAGGGUUGAUGCAAAACUUCUUUCAGCUUGGUCAAGGCAAGAGUCACAUUUUCUGGUUGUUUUCAGUCUUUUACUGAGCAAUUUCCCUUGGAGAUUCCCAUGAACUAACACUACCAGCAGUGCUGCAGAGGAGGUUGUUGUGGGCAGACUUUUUCUCCCGGUGGUCCUGCUCCAGUCUACUUUCUGCAGAGAAUGCUGGAGUGUGAUUGUGGAGGGAUUCACCUGAAUGCAUCGUUUGAAAGUGCAGCAGCAGGCAAGGGUGCCAGGGAGGAGGCAACAUUAGAUAAGCACUCAUUUCAAAUCAAGUAAUGUUAUCGUUGCACAGACAUCAUGUUUCAGUUUUCAUUAAUAAUGUCUGUCAAAAUUUUCAGGUGCUGGUAUUAGUGGUAAGAUAAAGAUGCUAAAGUCAGAAAGAGGCAUACUGCAACAUUAUCUGUAAUGCUGGCAGGUUUGCUGCUUGCUUCUCACAGGUUGGAGGCUUUUCUGGUGCCUUUUGGAAAGCAGUGGUUACUUGAGUUCACCUCAAGUUUUAGGAAUGAAUUUUGAGUUAAUUGUGUUUUGUCACUCUCUCUUAAAUUAGUCCAGGCAAAACAAUGUUAGAUUGCACUCAGAGGGAGCAGAAUCACACUAUCUGUUUGGAAGAAAAGAAGUAGCAGAACACAGGGAAAAAAACAUGGGUAAUGAUACAGUUUUGCUAAGAAUAACUGAUUACAGUUGAACAGAACAUUUGUCUUAAACAAAAAUAAAUGCUCCCUAAACUCUGGUAUUUCUUUAAGCAUGGCAUAAUUCUCUGUAUCCAUGCCCCUCAAGGGUGCUGACCUGCAGUUGGAAGUAAAAACUCUCCAAGACCUUGGCAAACAGACUAUUAUGCAGCGCAUAGUAGAGGUAGUAGAAAGUGAAAGAAAAGCACUGAGGGAAAAUGCAGUAAACCAGUUUUUUAGAGCUUUGAUCUCUUUGAGUCUAUCAGCCUGUGUGUGAAGUCCAUCGUGCAUGGGUUUAUGCCAAGAAAACUCUCCCACUACUCAGCAUUUUUUCUGCUUCUCAUUGUAACCCUCUUCUCUGAUAGCUAGGUUUUCAAGUGAGCCUUUCUUAGACUUGUUAUUUUUUUACAGAACAUGUUUAUGAAAUACAGAGGCUAUUUCCCCAUAGAGUAUAUUUCAACUAGUCCCUGGCCCCUGCAAAGCUCUUAAUGAACAGAGUUCCAUUUUUCACAGAGGUUGUGCCAAUUAUGAGGAUUUUUUUCCGAAUCAGAAUUAAACCUCCCAUAAGACAAGAAGGAGGAGGAAGGUCUUACAAUUAUGGACAUGGAAUUCUGGCAUGGCUUCUCUGCUGCCCCAGAAAGUGUGUCUGACCUUGGGCAAAUCAGACAGGGUUAGACAUCC
Molecule: messenger RNA, 15895 nt
Organism: Motacilla alba alba
Lineage: Eukaryota; Metazoa; Chordata; Aves; Passeriformes; Motacillidae
Gene: SMYD3
Product: SET and MYND domain containing 3
Exons: 8
Coding region: 11707-12426 (239 amino acids)
Cellular component (GO): nucleus
Molecular function (GO): protein binding; histone methyltransferase activity
Source: RefSeq, a predicted model, not a curated record